AUGACUAACCUAAGUUCCUUAUGCUACAAAUUACCAACGGGUGUCGUAUUUGUACAGUUUCGAUACCUCGAAAUCUCGGCAAUCGAUCAAUCGAUCUUCAAGUAUUUCAACUCGGUUGAGAGUGUACAAAUUGUGGAAUCACGACCUUUACUUAAAGUUAUUGUGCCCGGCAACUUUACCAUCAAGCAGCUAACCAUUCUAAAGACGCAGCUGAUAUGGAUACACUUCCAAGCAAAUGACUUCAUUACGGGUGUGUCGAUAAUAUUUAGCAACUUACAGGAGGUACCACCAUCACUGAAGAAUCUGAAGAAUGUGGAAGAGAUAAAACUACAACAUUCCUCUAUUCAGCAUCUGAACUUGGAUCUAUUGCAGUGGUGCCGCAUGUUAGAUUCGUUGGAUCUUUCAUACAACAACAUACACACGAUCACGAGCACUCUCAAUAGUGGCCAACGGAAAAACUUAUUCUUGCUCAAUCUGAGCUAUAAUCAACUUAAAACUCUAAAUCUCGAGGUACUUACACCUCUUGGAUGGUUUAAGUAUCUUGAUUUAUCACAGAACAAAAUAGAAUUGUUGGUUGGACGAUUUUCCAGCGAUCAUCUGUACAGUAUCACACUUUCCAAAAAUCGUCUGAAGACGCUUGACUUUUGUCAAUGGUUGCCGAUGCCAAGCCUGCAGCUUUUAUCCCUUGAUACGAACGAGCUUUUGCGUGUCCCGAAUUGUAUGCAUCAUCUAAGACACCUUACCUAUAUUACGGCCAACAACAAUAAGCUGACGAGCAUAGAUAUGGACGCGUUUGGGGACAUGGACAAUUUAACGAUAUUAGAUUUAUCGGCAAAUCAAAUUUCAUUUAUUAUCUUUCGGGAAGAGAAAUAUCCCAAACGACUUGAGCGGCUGAAUUUAAGCAAAAAUAAAAUACGAUGUAACGAUCCUAAGGAUCUACCAUUUUGCCCACUAGACAUUGAGUUCCAAUCAAACCAUUCCGAGAGUGAUCUUAUAAACUUUGAAACCUCAACAUUCGAUCGUGCCACGAUCAAACACUUACCGCCCACUUUGGACGAGUUGGAAAUUAUCAACUCUAAAAGCCUGCAACGUUUCGUUUUGCCAAGCAAUUUAACCAUCAGAAGGAUCGCCUUAAUAAAAACACAGCUAAGCAAGAUCGAAUUGCAAUGCAACGAUGUCAUCCUUCAGCUGUUCAUCGUCGGUAGCAAACUGCAAAAGAUACCAGUCUCUCUUAGGAAUCUGAAAAAUUUGCUAAAUUUCAAACUGCAACAAUCCUACAUUCAUCACCUAAACCUGGACUUGCUGCAAUGGUUCAAUCAACUCGAUUCGUUAGAACUGAUGCAGAACCGAAUACAGACAAUCACGAGCACCUUGAACCAUAGGCAACAACGAAAAUUUGAUAUGUUAAACCUGAGCAAUAACCAGCUUAGAAUCAUCAAUCUCGAGAUAGCUUCACCUAUUGGAUGGUUUAAGAAUGUUAAUUUAUCAUACAAUAAGCUAGAAUUGCUGGUUGGACGAUUUUCUGGCGGCCACUUGCAGAACCUUAUGCUAUCUCACAAUCGUCUGAAAACGCUCGACUUUUGCCAAUGGGAGCUGAUGCCAAGCCUUGAAACGAUAGCCCUCGAUUCGAACCAGCUGUUGCGUUUGCCGAACUGUAUGCAUCAGCUGCCAGGUAUCUAUAAUAUCUGCUUUAGUAAAAAUAACCUAACAAGCGUAAAUAUGGACGCGUUUAGCGAUAUGGAGGAUCUACUAGAUUUGGAUUUAUCGUCAAAUCAUAUUUCAUUGAUUACAUUUCGAGAGGAAAAAUAUCCCAAACGGCUUGUGGAACUGAUUUUAAGCAAUAACAAAAUCGAAUGCAAUAAUCCGGGCGAUUUACCGUUCUGCCCGUUGGACAUUGAAUUUUUACCAAGUUCCCCGAACAGCGCUUGGAGUCGUAACAAUAACUCCUUACAGAGGCAAUUGACAAUCACUACUGCAUGA
This is a messenger RNA of Anopheles funestus (African malaria mosquito), 1980 nucleotides long. Its product is annotated as toll-like receptor 3. NCBI's taxonomy places the organism in Eukaryota, Metazoa, Arthropoda, Insecta, Diptera, Culicidae. The record is from RefSeq and is a predicted model, not a curated record. Gene Ontology annotation, molecular function: protein binding. The coding region runs from base 1 to 1980 and encodes 659 amino acids. The transcript is spliced from 3 exons.